Exophiala bonariae is the source of this 903-nucleotide messenger RNA. RefSeq lists its product as uncharacterized. Lineage: Eukaryota; Fungi; Ascomycota; Eurotiomycetes; Chaetothyriales; Herpotrichiellaceae. The record is from RefSeq and is a predicted model, not a curated record. The coding region runs from base 1 to 903 and encodes 300 amino acids. The transcript is spliced from 2 exons.
AUGGUUGACGCUAGCGCCUCCUUCAAGAUAUAUUCGAGAGCAGUGGAACGAAAGCCGUUGCCAGAGGAUCCAGUCCUGCGGGCAGAUAUUGAGCAUGUCUUACACCAUGGGUAUGUAAUUAUCCCGAACGCUUUCACCAAAGCCGAAGCGAAAGAAGCUAGAGAUGAAAUUGUUCGACUUCUGGGGGAAGAACCUCUUGGGGGAAGAAACAACUUUGAAGGUAUCAACACGAACAGGAUAUACUCGCUGUUGAACAAGAGCCGAGUGUUUGAUAAAUUUACAAUCUUGCCACGAGUCCUGGCGCUCAAUGACUAUUUCCUGGAUCCUGGAUACCUCCUUUCGGCACUCCACACCAUCUCAAUCAACCCAGGAGAAAAGGCUCAAGCACUGCAUCAUGAUGAUGGCUAUAUCCAAUUCCCAAGACCCAGAUUGCCUUUUGGUUCCGCGAUCAUGGUGGCAUUUGACGAAUACACAGUGCAGAAUGGUGCCACACGAAUUAUCCCGGGGUCGCAUAACUGGGACAGUAAUCGAAGGGGCACGCCGGAGGAGACAAUACCAGCAUUGUGUCCAGAGGGCGGAGUGGUGUAUUUUGUCAGUACUUUGUGGCAUGGUGGAGGAGCCAACGUCUCGAAUCGACCACGGCAAAGUGCGACCGUGCAGUACUGCAAUCCUUACAUUCGACCCAUUGAGAAUCAGAUUCUGGCUGUCGAUCCACGGAAGUUGGAUAAGAUCGACCCAAGGAUUGUGGACAUGAUGGGAUACAAACACAUGGAGCCAUUCAUGGGCUAUGCUGAUGGAUUGGGACCCCGACGGGCUGCAAGAAGGAUGGUACGAUGGUUACAAAAUGACGUCGAUGAGAACCCUCCGACAUUUGCUCACGAGGUACGUGAGUCCAAGAUAUAA